This is a messenger RNA of Mucor velutinosus, 501 nucleotides long. RefSeq lists its product as uncharacterized. The record is from RefSeq and is a predicted model, not a curated record. The coding region runs from base 1 to 501 and encodes 166 amino acids. The transcript is spliced from 2 exons. NCBI's taxonomy places the organism in Eukaryota, Fungi, Mucoromycota, Mucoromycetes, Mucorales, Mucoraceae.
AUGGGUCACAUCCAAGGAUUCGUCACUAGAGACAACUGGACUAUCUUGGACAAGGUUGAUACAACAUCUGGCCAACUGGAUGAAUCAAUGAUGAUUCUUGGUAAAUCCGUGCUCUGUGAAGAAACCUCUGUUAGUCAAGCAUCGAAUCCAAACCUCAAAAUUACAGAACUGUUGGCAAAAGACUCGAUCUUCCAUGAGGACACACUUCCCCUGCUUCCUCUUCGUUUACCUAAGAUUAACCAAUGGAUACUGUACUGGACACUUGCCGCUUCCUCAAGACAAAUCCAUACAGCUUCAAGAUCUUUUUUUACCUACAACUCAACUCAUAUGAGCAUCCGACAAGGCGGCAUAGUCAUUGAACAAGACUGCAGCAAUAUUAUUGAAGGUAUCAAGGACAACUUUCUCGCCUGGAACGAGUGCAAAGACAUGAAGGAGUCUGCUAUCACUGGUGAUAAGGGUUCUUCCUACUUUUGGAACCCUACAUUUGAGCCACUGCUCUAA